AUGGAUAUGCACAUAUACUCCUUGAUAAAAACAUACAUAGAUGAAUCUAUUCAUUCAUCAACUACCUCAGUUAUUCAAUUCAUCAAACAGUAUAUCAAUUCUCAAUUUAACUCUCAACUCAACAAGCAGAGGUUAUGGAACGAGCAACUUCAGGCAAACAUUACUAAUGUUCUGUUCGAAAUGAAACAAAUCAAUAGUGAAAAUAGUGUCCCAAUGCAGAAGAAGGGUUCAACAACAGAUGAUCACACAGCAUCAUCACAACAACCACAGCAACCAACUGAUAUCAACUGGUUAUCAGAAAAAAAGAGAAAAACGGCCCAACUAACAAAUAAAUAUCCCCCAACUCCAGUAUUGAAUGAGCUUAUUAUGAGAGUAUCAGAAGUCAUGUUUCAGGACCAAGAUAUUGUGACAACA
Molecule: messenger RNA, 414 nt
Organism: Racocetra persica
Lineage: Eukaryota; Fungi; Glomeromycota; Glomeromycetes; Diversisporales; Gigasporaceae
Source: the annotation of a GenBank genome assembly